AUGAGCGAAUUUAAAGAAAAACAAAAACAAGUUGUCUACACAAGGAGAGUCGACGAGAUUUAUUUUGCAAAACAGAAAAUCACAAGUUUAGAAAGUUUUGAAGACUUUCAAAACCUGAAGUUUCUCUGGUUGAAUGGAAAUAAGCUUUGUCACCUUGGUAGCUGUCUCCAAUCUAACAUCCUUCUUGUAGAACUCUACCUCCAUGACAACAAUAUUUAUUCUGUGACUGGCUGCUUGCAACAUCUCAAAUCUUUACAAGUGCUUCUCCUGCACAACAACUUCCUUGUCAACCUCUCAAAUGUCCUUCAUGAAUUUAGGAAUAUGUACUGCUUGCAAAUAUUAAACCUUUUUAAUAACCCUGUGGCAUUUGAACCCAAUUAUAAGGUCAGAGUAAUCUCAAGCUUACCAUCUUUAAAAAUAUUUGACCGAAAUGAAGUAACAACCUUGGUUCAGAAGUCAAAAUGGCUUAAAAAUAGCAAAAAUCAAUUUUUGCCUGAUUCACCAAAAGCUCCUACAAUCUUAUAUCAUCUGUUGUCUGAUGUUCAGCAAAAUUCCCAUCCAGCAAAAACGAAAGAGAUGUGCAAAUAUAAAAAACAUGCACUUGGUUCAGCUCAUUGCACUCAAAAUAAUGAAGAAAAGAAAGAGAAAAAAGAAGUAAAAAAAACAAGUAAUACUAUUUUAAUUUAUAACAGUUUCAACUGGAAACAAAUGCCAUCCUCAAAGACAAGACAAGACAAUGAAGGAAUCAUUCAUUAA
This is a messenger RNA of Acanthosepion pharaonis, 756 nucleotides long. The record is from the annotation of a GenBank genome assembly. NCBI's taxonomy places the organism in Eukaryota, Metazoa, Mollusca, Cephalopoda, Sepiida, Sepiidae.